This is a messenger RNA of Paramecium sonneborni, 449 nucleotides long. NCBI's taxonomy places the organism in Eukaryota, Ciliophora, Oligohymenophorea, Peniculida, Parameciidae. The record is from the annotation of a GenBank genome assembly.
AUGUUCUUAGAUGAAAAGGCAUUAAGAAAUUUAACAGCAGAAUGUAAUUAUGGUGAAAGAGUGACAGAUGAUAAGGAUAGAAAACUUAUUAAAAAACAAGAGAAGAAUAUUUAGAUCAUAUUAAAUAACUUCCACUACCAUAGAUAUUUAAUUUUCAUCCAAACUCAGAUAUCACUAAAGAUAUGAAUGAAACUAAUCUUAUUUAAGAUUCUUUUUUAUUAUAUUCUGCUUAAGGUAGGAGUUCAAAUGGAUAAUCAUUUGAAUAAGUACUUGAAUAAUUAGUUAAAACAAUUAUGACAAAUUUUCCUGAUGAAUUUAAUUAUGAAUAGGGUACUGAAAAAUAUCCAUUCAAUUCUAAAGAAUCAAUGAAUACAAUCUUAACAUAAAAAUUAUGUAGGGGGAUAUUUAGAAGGUGCUAAAUGAAACUUCAAUACUAUGGAUUUAGAUGA